Molecule: messenger RNA, 1255 nt
Organism: Lolium perenne
Lineage: Eukaryota; Viridiplantae; Streptophyta; Magnoliopsida; Poales; Poaceae
Source: RefSeq, a predicted model, not a curated record
ACACUCGGAGGACGUACGCCCGCGUGUACUUAUGGUACAUGAUUUCGAGGACUCUCUUUCCUGACAGUGGGGGGAAGCUGGCCCAUUGGUGUUGGCUGAAGGCGCUUACGGUGUUGGAUGACCGGUGGAGUUGGGGAACAGCGGCACUUGCCUACCUCUACCGGCAGUUGGACGAAGCUUGUCGCAGGACUGGGAGCAGGACUGGGAGCGGCGGUAUUGGUGGAUGCAUGCUCCUACUUUCCGUAUGGAGCUGGGACCGCCUAUCAGUUGGGCGUCCCAGGGUACUCACCGAGACGCCAUGGCCUCAUCACCCUCACUUUCCUGAUCGGGAGCCCACUUGGGCGUACCUUUGGGACAAUGUCUCGGAGAUGACGAGCGAUCCAAUGGUCAUGUACAGGCAGUACACUGCGGAGUUGGACACUCUUACCGCUGAGCAGGUGGAAUGGGAGCCAUAUGGUAGCUACUACCAUAUUGGCGCGGGGAUGGCUGACCUGAACCACAAGUGCACGGAGGAGGCGCGGUUCUGGCGUAUGCGCUGCCCACUCAUAUGCAUGUGGCUUGUUGAACACCACCAGCCGCAAAGAGUGAUGAGACAGUUUGGGCUGUAUCAGGAGUGCCCACCACUGUGGCAAGACACGGACAAGGCGCUUCAUAGGCUUGAUAGGCAGCGGCAGAGGAAGAUCACAAAUUGGCCAGUCCAUCAUAGCGGCCACAUCGCAGCGUUCCAACACUGCUUGGAAGCGGCACGGAAUGCUGGCCCUGAGCAGAUUGUGCCUCACGACUUCACCGCUUUCAACAACUACCUCGAGUGGUUCCAUCAGAACACGCGUAUCGAGUUAGUGAAGCACGCGUAUCGUGAGGAGAUCUUGGACGACCCCAUCCAGUUCGAUGAGGUUGGGGAAAGCCAGCACGACACUUUUGCUCGCAGAGGGAGAUCGACUUCUAUUGCUUCCGAGCUGAACUUCGUGGUAAUGGAUUCUCUCACUAACUAGUACAUCAUCUAGAUUGCCAUGUGCUCGCUUAAAUUGUGUAUGCUAUGUUUGUCACAGCGGGAGGAGAUCCAAAAAACAGCUGACGAGUGCGAGAUUAUGUGGGAGCAGAGCCACAGAGAUGAAAAGCCAGUCGGACCGUUGCGGAAUUUCAUUAAGGUAUGAUCACCAACUUUGAAUGUACGCAAUUAUGUUCUGGUGGCUUUGUAACCGUGAGUUCCAUGACGCAGAACACUGCACGAAAGAUGCGGCGGUUAGCGAACUUG